GCUCCCUUGCCGCGGCCGCCGAAGUCCGCGCGAAAAUGAAAUCGAGUUUCUAAAUUCAAACCACAAAUAUUCAUUUUUAACUUUUUAAUUUUACGUAUUUAAAUUAACUUUUUAAGUUUUCGUCUAGGAACGAAAGUUUGGUGUUUGUUUUUUUUUUUAUAAAGUUUAACUGGAAGUGAAAAUGAAGUUCUUUUUUGGUAAUUUACCUAGUGUUCUGCUGAUGUCGCUAGUUCUACUAGCUAAUGCUCAAAGGUCUUCCAACAACCUCAGAGACGUCGAUUUCCAAGAGCUGGCGCGGCAAAACAAGAUUACGAAGCAGAUCCUCGAGGCGUUUAUCCAGAAGAAACUUGGCUUGUCAAGAGACUCAAUAAGGCCGCCGUCGAUACAUGAGAUACUUCCAGUGAAGAAGCAUCAAGAAGAUAGGAAUACAAGAGAGACGGCGGAAGAGAACCAACAAGAAGGACAGGAGUAUGCAGAAGACGACAGCUUGCAAAGCGUCGAGAGUGAACAGAUUGACUCCAUCUAUUCUGAAGAAUGCACGAGUUGCAAUGACGACGAGCUGGGCGUGACGCGGUGGACGAUGCCACUGCUCAAGACCGGAGAGAAGAGAUACUACCUGGGGAUAUUCUUCAAGGCAAACUGGUUCAAGGCGCAGCAGUAUUGCAGGUUCCACGGCAUGCACCUCGCUUCCAUCUCCUCGCAAAAGGAAAACGAUGAGCUCGAGAAAUACGUCAAGGAUUCAGGUUACGGCCGUGAACAUUUCUGGACAUCGGGCACCGAUUUAGCAGAAGAAGGCAACUUCUUCUGGAUGGCAAACGGAAGGCCAUUGACCUUCGUCAACUGGAACGCUGGAGAACCAAACAACUUCCGAUACGAGAACGGUGAAGAAGAGAACUGCUUAGAACUGUGGAACAGAGACGACAAAGGACUCAAAUGGAACGACUCUCCGUGUUCGUUCGAAACUUUCUUCAUUUGUGAAGUCAGGACGGACUGAGUUUGAAAUUGGAACGGUUAUACUUAAUAUUAGGUUUUUGAACAAACGAUGUAUGCAUAUUGGGUGUUUUUUCUGUCUGUUAUGGAAACCAUAAGGUAUUUUAUGAUAUAUAUUUUAUUUAUCCAUAGAUAGGGUUUUACAAUUGAAAGAAAAACUGAAGACUAGACAGCAACUUAGCUUGUGAAAAUAAAUAGUAAGUAAAUUUUAAGGGUUACACUUUUGAAAUGAAUAUUAUGUGUACCUACCUGGAUAUUUUUAUAUUGAUUUAGGUUCAAAAUCCAAUAGGAUUUUUCAGGCAGACUAAAAAUCCACCCAAUAUGAAGCUAUGUUACGAAUUUUCUUCACGAUUUUGUCUGACUAAAAUUGGUGAAGACUGAUCUAUUUCAAGACACAUUCUGGUUGUUUUAAGUUUUUUUUAGUAAAUAUCAUACUGCAUUUUCUUUCAAUAUACUUAUUUAGUUUUGUAUGACCCACAAAAGCGCGUGUAAAAUUUAAAGUUACCAUUAUGUAUAUAGGUACUGUCUUGUUAACCGACUAUAAAUUAGAAAUUGAUUAUUUACAUAUACAUAUAU
Molecule: messenger RNA, 1566 nt
Organism: Pectinophora gossypiella (pink bollworm)
Lineage: Eukaryota; Metazoa; Arthropoda; Insecta; Lepidoptera; Gelechiidae
Product: CD209 antigen-like protein C
Exons: 5
Coding region: 182-994 (270 amino acids)
Biological process (GO): biological process involved in interspecies interaction between organisms
Cellular component (GO): external side of plasma membrane
Molecular function (GO): carbohydrate binding
Source: RefSeq, a predicted model, not a curated record